Messenger RNA from Triplophysa dalaica, 2235 nucleotides. It is a transcript of the gene cyp27b1, whose product is annotated as 25-hydroxyvitamin D-1 alpha hydroxylase, mitochondrial. Bases 59 to 1579 code for a protein of 506 amino acids. The transcript is spliced from 9 exons. Gene Ontology annotation, biological process: glucocorticoid biosynthetic process; cellular response to peptide hormone stimulus; cholesterol metabolic process. The record is from RefSeq and is a predicted model, not a curated record. Lineage: Eukaryota; Metazoa; Chordata; Actinopteri; Cypriniformes; Nemacheilidae. Gene Ontology annotation, cellular component: mitochondrial inner membrane. Gene Ontology annotation, molecular function: monooxygenase activity; oxidoreductase activity, acting on paired donors, with incorporation or reduction of molecular oxygen; iron ion binding.
AAAGUGCAGUAUAAACAGGGUGAUCGCACACGUGUGGUUGUGGUGAUGAUAUACAGAGAUGAGUUUCAUCAGAGAGAUGCUGCCUCAGGCUUUAAGGAUGUCAGGCAGGUGCAUGUCUUCUCUGCUUAGGUGUGUGGACAGAUGGCCUGACGUCAUUCUUCACGAGCAGGUGAAGACACUGGAUGAUAUGCCGGGACCUUCCACCUCAGGCUUUAUCUGGGAUCUGUUCUUCAGACGCGGAUUCGCGCGCCUCCAUCAGCUGCAGCUGGAGGGCAAGAGGAAGUACGGGCCUAUGUGGAAAGCGAGUUUUGGACCCAUCCUGACGGUUCAUGUGGCAGAAGCAGAACUAAUAGAGCAGGUGCUGAGACAGGAGGGUCAGCAUCCCAUGCGCUCGGACCUCUCAUCCUGGAAGGACUAUCGGCAGCUCAGAGGACAUGGAUAUGGACUUCUGACCGCUGAGACGGAAGAGUGGCAGAAUGUGCGAAGUCUGUUGGCCAAACACAUGUUACGGCCUAAAUCUGUGGAGGCGUAUGACAGCACACUGAACUGUGUGGUGGAUGAUCUCAUAGAGAAAUUAAAGCUACGCAGACAAGAAAACUCUAGCGACCUUAUCACGGACAUCUCAGCUGAAUUCUACCGCUUCGGUCUGGAAGGAAUCUCAUCUGUGCUGUUUGAGUCCAGAAUUGGUUGUCUGGAGCCAGUCAUUCCCAUGGAAACAGAGCGUUUCAUUCAGUCUAUCAACAGCAUGUUUGUCAUGACUCUUCUCACUAUGGCUAUGCCUGCAUGGCUGCACCGGCUCUUUCCUAAACCCUGGGACACCUUCUGCCGCUCCUGGGACUAUCUCUUUCAGUUCGCAAAACUGCAAAUUGACAAGCGCCUUGAGGAGGAUACCGAGAAAAUGGCACGAGGAGAGAAAUUGGAGGGACGCUACCUCACCUACAUUCUGUCUCAGGCUGGAAUGCCCAUGAAAUCUGUGUACAGUAAUGUGACCGAGCUGCUGCUUGCUGGUGUCGACACGAUCUCCAGCACAUUGUCGUGGUCAUUAUACGAGCUGUCACGGCAUCCAGAGAUCCAGAAUGCGCUGCGGGCUGAAGUCCUCAAUGUACUGCAGGGCCGUACCCUCCCAAAGGCAUCUGAUGUUGCUGCCAUGCCUCUUAUGAAGGCUGUCAUGAAGGAAAUCCUCAGGCUGUAUCCUGUAAUUCCAGGAAAUGCUAGAGUCAUCACAGACAAAGAUAUUGAAGUUGGAGGAUACCUUAUCCCUAGAAAUACUCUGAUCACUCUCUGCCACUAUGCAACAUCUCAUGACUCUAAACAUUUCCCUGAGCCGGAUGAUUUCAUCCCUCAGCGCUGGUUGAACCGCGGCGAGGCAAGCCACCCUUAUGCCUCUAUACCUUUUGGAGUGGGCAAACGCAGCUGUAUCGGUCGACGCAUUGCUGAACUGGAGGUCUACCUUGCACUUUCUAGGAUUUUAAUGCACUUCAAUGUGGAGCCUCCAGAAGAUAACAAUAUAGUUCAUCCAAUGACCAGAACUCUGCUGGUUCCAGAAAAAGAGAUCAACCUUCGUUUCACAGAGCGCUGAGGUGAAGUUCCAAGUUGACCAGGACAGAACUGCUCCUCUCUGUUCCAGAGAGCCAGGAGAAUGCUUGGGAGCCUCCAGCAAAAUGAAGGAAAGAAGGCUUGAGGCCAGAACUGGGCUGUGUAAAAAAGUUCCUGGGAGUCUGCCACUUCAUUCAUAUAUGUAAACCAAUGCAAAAAUUACGGCUGAAAACGUAUAUUUUGUUAUAUUGAUGUAAUGGAUCCAAAGUCUCAAAGCGUGACCUUUAUUCAUUAUUCAUGCAAGUCCCAACAACAUAUCCAAGAAGAGAGUGCAGGAUACAGCAUCUUUCAUUGGAUAAAGCUUUACAAAAUGUAGUUUUUCCACUCCAUAUUUAUGAUUAAUUGGACUACAUUACUGUAUUAUAAUGUAUGUUUGUUGAAAUCUUGUUUAAGAUGUUUUUUUAACAACAGAUUACACAAAUAAGUCUAUUUAAUUGUGUAGCUCUUUAGUCUUUUGUUCAAGAAUGAAUCAUUCUGUACGACAGUAGGUGUUUCUGAAUUUCUGAAGCCUGCUGAGAUCUAGUGAAACAAACUGUGUUUGCUUAAGAAAAAUGCACUGCAAUCUGACUCAACAAUAUGCACUUAGUACCAAUUGUGCUUUAAAACAAUGAAGAGAUAAUAAAUCACAACCAUAAAUCA